This is a messenger RNA of Cannabis sativa, 2195 nucleotides long. RefSeq names its product WD repeat-containing protein WDS homolog. Bases 362 to 1939 code for a protein of 525 amino acids. The transcript has 5 exons. Lineage: Eukaryota; Viridiplantae; Streptophyta; Magnoliopsida; Rosales; Cannabaceae. Gene Ontology annotation, molecular function: protein binding. The record is from RefSeq and is a predicted model, not a curated record.
AUUUUCCUUUAAAAAAAAUUAAAAGAUUUAAACAAAGGAAAAAACAGUGAAAAAAGAAAACGGAGAAAUCGGAGUCGUAAUCGGUAACGGAGAAGAACGAUAGCGAAAGUUAGAUCUGCUCUGUAAAUUUGGUGUAUGUAAUGUAAUCUUUACUGUAAGUCAAAUUCGAACCCAUUUUCAAUUCUAGAACAACCCUUUCUUUCUCUUCUUCAAGACGCCAUUUUUAUUUAACUUACCCAACAAACGAACGAUUUGCUGGUUACUUUAAGAGGAAUCAUGGCCAGCAGAAGAAAUGGUAGCCUUUGACUUUGAGUGUGUAUAAGAUUAGAAAGUCACCAAAACAUAGAUUUGCUGUAUAUCAAUGUCAGAGGCUUCGCCGACGGUGCUUGGUACAAAGCGCCUAAUAAGAAAGCAUGAGUUUGUAAAAGUAAUAAUUCAGUGUCUAUACUCAUUAGGCUUUGGAGAGUCAGCUUCUUGUUUGGAAUUAGAGUCUGGAAUUUCGGACAAGUCCCACGAUUUUGAAUUGUUCAAAUCUCAAGUAGUAAAUGGGAAUUGGGAUGGUUGCAUUCAGACUCUUAAGGCAUUUAGUGAUUUGAAGGAGGAUACUAGAGCUGCAGCAUUGUUCUUAAUUUUCGAACAGUGUAUUUCUGAGUAUUUGAGUCAUGGAGAUUACUUGAAGGCAUUGGCUGUUUUGCGGAAAGAUGUUUCUGCAUUAGAUGUGGGCAGAGAUCUUAUUCACAAUCUCGCUCAUAAUAUUCUUUCCUUGAACGAAGAGCUGGGAAAGAAUGAUGAUAACAUUGUAGGUGGGUCGCGAAGAAAUUUGUUGAGAGAGUUGGAAAAAUUGCUUCCUCCACCAAUUAUUAUGCCCGAAAGAAGGUUGGAAAGUUUGGUAGAAACCACUGUUUCAGCCCAGAUUAAUUCAUGUAUGUACCACAAUUCACCAGGUGCAGUAUCACUGUAUGUGGAUCAUUUAUGUGGAAGAGAUCAGAUCCCGACAGAGACCCAUCAGAUUUUGACUGAUCAUAAGAAUGAAGUAUGGUUUGUUCAAUUUUCUAACAGCGGGAAGUACUUAGCCUCUUCAUCAAGUGAUUGUACAGCCAUCAUAUGGGAGGUACCGGAUGAUGAUGAUAAUAAGAUAACACCAAAACACACAUUAUGUGGUCACCAAAAACAAGUUUCCUUUGUGGCAUGGAGCCCUGAUGAUAAGAAGUUGCUCACUUGUGGAAAUUUGGAAGUCCUCAAACUUUGGGAUGUGGAAACAGGUACAUUAAUGCACACGUUCGGGGAUCUUAACUUCAUUGUGGGCUCGUGUGCUUGGUUUCCCGACUCUGAAAGACUUGUAUGUGGUAGUUCAGAACCUGAAAAGGGCAUCUACAUGUGGGACUGUAAUGGGAAUGAAAUAAAGGCAUGGAGGGGAACGAGGAUGCCUAAAGUUAUAGAUCUUGCCGUGACAUCUGAUGGAGAAAAUCUGAUCUGUAUAUUCUCAGAUAAAGAAAUUACAAUAGUAAAUGUUAUAACAAAUGCUGAGAGAGUCAUCUCAGAGGAGCACUCAAUCACAUCACUUUCACUUUCAGGAGACGGUGAAUUCUUCAUCGUAAAUCUUAAUAGCCAAGAAAUUCAUAUGUGGGAUAUUGCAGGGAAAUGGGAGAAACCCAAAAAAUAUAUGGGCCACAAGCAAAGCAAGUAUGUGAUAAGAUCGUGUUUCGGUGGGUUGAAUAGCUACUUUAUUGCCAGUGGUAGUGAAGAUGCACAGGUCUACAUCUGGAACCGGAAAAAUUCCAGCCCAAUUGAGGUUUUGGUAGGUCACUUAAUGACUGUGAACUGUGUUAGCUGGAAUCCUAGGAGGCCUCAAAUGCUGGCGUCUGCAAGUGACGAUCAAACAAUCCGAAUAUGGAGGCCUAGUCUACCUAGUAAAAUGCAAACUAAGAAGCUUAGUUAAAUUAACAGAUAUCCAAUUUUAACUCCCGUAUAGUCUUUAUUGUGAGUGAAAAUACAUAGGUAGUCUUUUUUGUUCUACAUUCAUGAGUCUGUAAAUUUCUUGUGAGACCUUGUCUUUUUUCCCUGCUGCAUUUGUUGCUCUACUUUUUGUUUAAAAACCUUAGUACUUUAGAAAGAGGAGGGAGUUCAAUUUUGAUUCAUAUUAUGUAAUGAUUUUUUUUUUUUUUUGACAUGUUUAAGCUAUUAUAUCUUUGACA